AGCAGAGAGAGAGGGAGACAGUUGGGGAAUGAAGUCUGUGUUGGAAAGAGACCAGAUUACAUAGAGGAAAUGUCUAAUUUAAGGAAGAUGUUACUUUAAUGUUUUGGGAUUUAGUUUUGUCCCUAAACUUCAUUUUUUUCAGAUAUUUUUGCUUUCUGAUUUCGGUUCUCAAAGCUGAAAAGUUAGAUUUUUUAAGAGAGUGUGUGUGUGUGUGUGUGUGUGUGUGUGUGUGUAUUUUUUUUUAUGUGUGUGAUAUAGUAGCAGUAAGUUAUGGAGCUGGAGCGUUUAGGAGGAGGUGGGGUAAAACCUGAGAGGGGCAACAGUCGUCUCUACAGGAUAGCACUGGCCAUGUGUGUGUGUGUCUGUGCUGCUCUGCUGCUUGCACUCAUACUGGUCUCCCAGAAAUCUAGUCAAGAGGAGUUCUGUCUGACCCCAGAAUGCAUUGAAGCAGCGGGGUCUGUUCUGAGUAAAAUGGAUCGGUCCGUUAACCCCUGCGAGGACUUCUAUACUUUCUCCUGUGGCGGUUGGUUAAAGGAGAACCCGAUCCCUGAAGACUCCUCCUCGUAUGGCAUCUACCCCUGGCUGCGACAGAAUGUAGACCUCCGACUCAAAGAGUUACUAGAAGCUCCUUCAGACCCCGAUGAACUGGAGGCCGUUACUAAAGCUAAGAUCCUCUACCGCUCCUGUAUGAAUGAGACUAUACUGGAGCAGGUGGACAGCAAACCCAUGCUGAAAACACUCAAACAGCCUGAUUUUCGGUGGCCCGUUGUGGGGGAUGGGCUCGGCGGGGAGUACCAGUGGUCGGCGGAGGGGUGGAGCCUCCUGAAGACUCUGACAGAGAUGAGGAACCAGCACAGUAAGAGCGUCCUGAUUCGCCUGUACGUCAGCCCCGAUGACAAAAAAUCCUUACAAUACAUCAUCAAGCUCGAUCAGGCGUCGUUGUGUCUGCCCUCCAGAGAGGACUACAUCACCAACACUUCCUCUGCCCGGGCGUAUCGUGCAGCCUUGCUGAGUCUGAUGGUAGAUACAGCCGUCAUGCUGGGCGCUCCAGAGAAAGCCGCCCUGACCCAGAUGAAAGAGGCUCUUGACUUCGAGACAAAACUGGCUCAUAUCCUGAUUCCCUAUGAAAACCGCAACAGUGACACCAUGUACAACAAAUGGACACUCUCUGACCUACAGAGGUCCAUCCCACAGUUUGAUUGGCUGGGUUUUGUAAAAGCUGUGGUGGAGUCCAAAGCCGACCUGGGCUGGUCCAUCUCCUCCUCUGAGUUUGUUAUUGUCCGAGCGCCGAAGUACUUCAAAGACCUUUUCAAGCUCAUUAACACCACGGAUAGCAGGACUGUAGCGAACUACGUACAAUGGAGGACAGUCUUCUCCAGGAUCACCACUCUGAGCCGUCGUUUCCUUUACAGAUACCUGGACUUUGCUCGGGUAACCACGGGAACCACCUCCCUGACCCCGCGCUGGGAUAAGUGUGUGAACUACGUGGAGAACUCGCUUGUUUAUGCCACCGGGCGCCUCUUUGUCAACACACACUUCGAGGAGGACAAGAAACACAUGAUGGAGGAGCUGAUCGAUGGCGUUCGCUGGGCGUUCAUCGACAUGCUGGAGAAGGAGAACGACUGGAUGGACAAACCAACGAAGAAGAAAGCUGUAGAGAAGGCUCAUGCAGUCCUGGCUAAAGUUGGUUAUCCCGAGUUUAUUCUGAACGACACCUACCUCAAUGAAGAUUUAAAGCAGCUCAAGUUCAGUGAGAAGGACUACUACGGGAAUGUGCUGCAAACGUUGAAGUUUAUCGCCCAAUCUGACAUCGCCUGGCUCAGAAAGAGCGUCCCGCGUACGGAGUGGUUCACAAACCCAACGACUGUGAACGCCUUCUACAGUUCCUCCACGAAUCAAAUCAGAUUUCCCGCUGGAGAGCUUCAAAAACCCUUCUUUUGGGGAAGAGAGUAUCCGAGGUCUCUAAGUUAUGGUGCCAUCGGAGUGAUAGUAGGACAUGAGUUCACACACGGCUUUGACAAUAACGGUCGAAGGUACGACAAAAAUGGCAACCUGGGCCAAUGGUGGACCAACUCGUCUAUAACGGCCUUCAAUGAGAAGAUCCAGUGUAUGAUGGUGCAGUAUAACGGCUACCACUGGCAGGAGGCAGACCUAAACGUGCGGGGAAAGAGGACUCUGGCAGAAAACGUAGCAGACAAUGGAGGAAUCAGAGAGGCUUUUAGGGCGUACAGGCGGUGGGUGGAUGAGAGCAGAGGUGGAGUGGAGGAGCCUCGGCUGCCUGGAGUCGGUCUGAGCAACAACCAACUGUUCUUCCUGAGCUACGCACAUGUGAGAUGUAACUCAUACAGACCAGAAGCAGCCAGGGACCAGGUCCAGAGUGGAGCUCACAGUCCGCCCAAAUACAGAGUUAUCGGAGCGAUGAGCAACUACGAAGAGUUUGGGAAAGCGUUCAGCUGCCCCGAGUCGUCAGUUAUGAACCGAGGCAUAGAGUCCUGCCGGGUGUGGUGACCUUUGACCUCAGCUUGACCCUGAACCAGGCCGGAGCUGUCAGCGAGACGUCUGUUGAAAAGGCAGAUAAAGCCUGACUCAGCAUAUAUAGUUUACAUGAUGUGGGAACAAUAAAAAUGAGUUCUCUUCUCACAGAAAACACACUCAUGUUAGGGUGAGAGUGGGAAAUGUUAAAGACUGAGGCCAUUUUUUGAUGGGCUACUGUAUAUUGUUACUGCAACAUAUUUGUUACUUUUUCCACAGGUACAUUUCAUGCAUAAAUUAUGACUGAAACCAUUUUGUUAAGGACCAUAGUUUAUGGAUUGUAGGAAAAUGUUGGAAAAAAGAGGCUGUCCCUUUUUACAUCAACGGCCCUCUAUGCACUGUAAGUGUGACUAUGAUGAUGCUAGAAGUUUUCUAAUGGGACUUAAAAAUGUAUAUAUUAAAGUAAAGGUACAAUGACAAGUUUCUUGUUUUGUUUUUUUACAGGAACCUAACACUGAAUAUUAUGGUAACUGUGAGCAGAAAUAUAUCAGAUCAAUGUCUGCAUGUAUUCAUUAGAAGCCAUGAAUGCCCCAAAAUUUAAUUAUAUUUGAGCAUAAAUAUAAGCAGAAAAUGCAAAAAGUUGAAUAUUUACCGUCCAAAUUUUUAAAACUACAUUUUUAGUUUUUCAAAUGAUUGUGAAAUCUUCUAUCAUAAUUUUGUACUUGUAGGGAAGUUCAACAAUUAAAAUGAUGUUGAAGUGUUAAUAAUUGUAAUACUUAAUGAGGUUAAACUACUAAGGAUGUGUGUGUGUGUGUGUGUGUGUGUGUGUGUGUGUGUGUGUGUGUGUGUGUGUGUGUGUGUGUGUGUGCUCUCCUUUGAUACAUCUCAGUCUCGUCUCGGUUUCUGUUCCACUUUGUUUCAAUCUCCGUCUUGUGUCAGACAUUUAUAUUUGUUCUGCUGCAGUUCAGCCCAAGGCAAAUGAACUCACGGAAUUACAAACACUCAAACUACGAGAUGCACUCCCUCCAUUUGACUUUCUGCCUCUCUGUUCCUGAACUGCACUGCUGAGGUGCACUCACACUAAUAAAGGGGGUCAUUUCACAGAUUUUACAAGUUAGUCAGGAAAAGGUGAAGGAUAUAUAUUUUAAAAAAUCAGGAGUAAUCAUUAAAACACAUGAUUGUAAUUCCUGAAGUCAAUGUUCAAGUUUAUAUUUAGAAGUUAAAAUAAUUGUCAACAGAAGAUGUUGUUUUUUUCCAUUUUAUUUUAAAUGUAUCUGUGUACCCUUUUUGUUUUUUAGCAUCUUGACGCACUCUUAUAGUUUUGACCCAGUUGAAAAAAUUGUCAGGCUGCAACUAAUUAUUUCUACGAUUCAUUUUUUUGUCGAAAAAAUGUCAUAAAAAAUAAAACAUGCCCAUCAGAAUUUUCAAAGGGCCCAAUGUGAUGUCCUCAAAUGUGUUUUUUUGUUUGUCCAUGUUUAAAACCAAAAGAUAUUCAGUCUGCAUUGAUGUAAAACAGUAAAACCAGCAAAUUCUCACAACUUGAAAUG
Molecule: messenger RNA, 4019 nt
Organism: Anoplopoma fimbria (sablefish)
Lineage: Eukaryota; Metazoa; Chordata; Actinopteri; Perciformes; Anoplopomatidae
Gene: phex
Product: phosphate regulating endopeptidase homolog, X-linked
Exons: 22
Coding region: 271-2508 (745 amino acids)
Biological process (GO): protein processing
Cellular component (GO): plasma membrane
Molecular function (GO): metalloendopeptidase activity
Source: RefSeq, a predicted model, not a curated record